This is a messenger RNA of Priapulus caudatus, 1341 nucleotides long. RefSeq lists its product as uncharacterized. The transcript has 3 exons. The coding region runs from base 489 to 809 and encodes 106 amino acids. The record is from RefSeq and is a predicted model, not a curated record. Lineage: Eukaryota; Metazoa; Priapulida; Priapulimorpha; Priapulimorphida; Priapulidae.
AUAGUGAUGAUGAUGAUGGUGCAUGGGUUAGUAUAGAACUAAACAGUUUAUUACGAUACACUUGUCUGUGACUGCAUAGUCAGUGAGAUCUGGUUACAUUUCCAGCAAAAGCGUGUACUAGCUGAAUUGGCUACAUAUGCACAACCAGAACAUUCGCAAGAGCAACCGUGGGCCAGUGGACAUGUCAUGGCUGCAAACACGUACCUCUCAGCCUGUAAUAAAUUAUAUUUGAAAGAGGACUCCUGUCGCACAGUAAAGUCACCUUAAGUCUGCACUCAAAAAGGCCUACCAAGCGGCACAACAGGCAUGUAUCACCGGUCUAAAAUAUGGGACAGUGACAUAUAUCACGUUUAUAAAGCAUCAUAGUUUAUCUCCCAGCACGGAUAUAUGCGUAUUGUUGAUUGCAGCCCGAAGAAUCAGGACAUGGUAGCACUCCCAAGGCAGGUACCAGUACUGGUGGUAUAACCAGGUCAAGAAGGGGCAGCAAGAUGGGGUCUCAGGCAGAACAAGAAGGAGCAGACAAGAGCAAGAACAGGAAGAAACUGGUGGAGUCUGAGGCAGAGGAAGUGGAGGAAAGAGCAGACAAGAGGAAGAAACCUAACCCAAAGAAGGACGGAGCACUCUACGAAAUGACAAGGAGAUACUUUGAUAGGAAUUUCCUGAGCCGCCCCUUCGAAGACCAGCCACGUGGCCAUCUCCAGGAGGGAAAAAGUGGAAGCUUUGCCCCUAAAACCAAUGACGAGCUUUCCUGGAGAGGGAUGAUACGCCGUGUAUAUAUAUCUACUAUUUUUGCAAUUCCUGUACAAUGAGCGGUCCGGACCUACCAGCCAUCUCUACCUCUACACAUGUUACAAAUCACGGAGUGUGAGAAUGGAUCGGGAGCGUAUAGCAAGUUCAUUUUGACUGGGGGCGCAGCCUGCAUGGUUUGUCUUCUUGGCAGAGGGAAAUUUGUGGAUGGCAACUGACUCUCUUGCCCCGCCGCGAGCUACGACUCAUACCGCCGUCUCUUACCCGGAGUCUCAUCUUGAAUUUGUACUUCUGAUUUGUUAGGUUAUCAGUCGUCGCGUCGCCGCCCUACUCCCUAUCCAGUCUACUCGUCGAACGAUGCUGUCCGACACAAGCUGACAUUUCAUGACAAAAUAUCUACAUUCAAGGACAACCAGACAGCGCUCAUAUCCGCCCUGCGAGCAAAGAAGGCAACCAUCGAGCUGCUCUUGGCCACCAACACCUUCAGUGGUAAAGCUGCCAGAAUAGGAGUGCGUGUGCAAGAGAAGAUGACAGAGAACGGAGAGAGUGGGCGUAGUAGAAAUAGAGACAGAGCACGGAGAGAGAGAGAAGUAG